This is a messenger RNA of Fusarium pseudograminearum CS3096, 366 nucleotides long. RefSeq lists its product as uncharacterized. NCBI's taxonomy places the organism in Eukaryota, Fungi, Ascomycota, Sordariomycetes, Hypocreales, Nectriaceae. Gene Ontology annotation, biological process: regulation of transcription by RNA polymerase II. Bases 1 to 366 code for a protein of 121 amino acids. The transcript has 3 exons. Gene Ontology annotation, molecular function: protein dimerization activity; RNA polymerase II cis-regulatory region sequence-specific DNA binding; DNA-binding transcription factor activity, RNA polymerase II-specific. The record is from RefSeq and is a predicted model, not a curated record.
AUGUCUUCUCCCAACAACAAGUCGCCUUCUGCUCUCAACCUCGAUGGUGCCGGCGACGAGAAACCCCGGCUGACUGAAGAGGAAAAGAAGCAAAACCACAUUGCAUCAGAACAAAAGCGUCGGCAAGCAAUCCGCGAAGGCUUUGAUCGUCUGACAGAGCUUGUGCCCGGUAUGGAAGGACAGGGGAGAUCCGAGGGCCUUGUUCUCAAGCGUACAGUGGACUACAUGCAUGAUCAGAUUGCAGAGCGACAAAGAUUAAUUGCACGAAUUGAAGCUGCUGGCGGCCAAGUGGAUGAGCAACACAAGAGGGCUUUAUACCAGCAAGCUCAACAAUUUUCGAACCUACAAAAUCAGACAAGAAACUAG